Molecule: messenger RNA, 1767 nt
Organism: Effrenium voratum
Lineage: Eukaryota; Dinophyceae; Suessiales; Symbiodiniaceae
Source: the annotation of a GenBank genome assembly
GAGACCCCAAAGCACAAGUCGCUGGUCACUGGUGUCGGCUGGUACAAGACCGGCAAGCAGUACGAGCUCCUGUCGGUCGGAGAUGACCAGGAGGUGUGGAAGUGGCAUGUGGAGGGCUCUCCCAUUGUGAAGCUCAGCAGCUGCGAGUCCUUUUGCACGGCCAUGGCGUGGAUGCCGAACGGCAAAGGUUCCGAGAACACCUUUGCUCUUGGCUGCGCAGACGGCACCUUCCGUCUGGUGAGCGAGACUGGGCGAGAAGAGAAGAAGGUGGAUGCGCACCGAGGGGCUGUGAUCUCCUUGAGAUGGAGCUUUGAUGGCUCAGCCAUUGCCACGGCUGGCGAGGACGGCAUUGUCAAGGUGUGGUCCCGCAGCGGAAUGCUGCGGUCUGCUCUGGCCCAGCAGUCACAUGCCAUCUACUCCGUGGUGUGGUCACCAGAUUGUGAGCACAUCCUCUUCGCCUGCAGCACCAAGAUCCACCUGAAAUCCAUCCAGGCGGGGCAGAAGCAGGUGGAGUGGAAGGCUCACGACGGUGUGGUCAUUAUGCUUGACUGGUCCUUUGUCAACAACACGAUCCUUUCUGCCGGCGAAGACUGCCGGUACAAAAUUUGGGAUGCCUAUGGGCGGCUCCUCUUCAACUCAGCCCCCCUGGACAACGUGGUGACCGCAAUCGCGUGGUCUCCAACAGGCAGACAUUUUGCGGUCGGCAGCUUCAACGCUUUGAAGCUCUGUGACCGCACGGGCUGGUCUUACUGUCGAGAAACCCCGGACGUGGGAUCCAUCUUCUCAAUCUCCUGGUGCAGCGACGGCACGCAGCUGGCCUGCGGCAGCGGCAGCGGGCACGUGGUCUUCGGCAGUCUCGUGGACCGGUCCUGCACCUGGCAGAACAUGGACGUCACGCUGGACGAGAACAACACCAUCACAGUGGUGGAUAUCUUGAACGAGACCAAGGAGGAGCUGGACUUCAGAGAUCGCGUCACCGACAUGUCUUUAGCGCAUGGAGCGCUGGUGGUGAACACCAACAGCCAGUGCUUCGUCUACCAAUCCACAAAUUGGAACACGCCCCAUGUGGAAGAUCUGAAGGAGCCUCCGAUGCUUAUCGUCCAGUGCCCGCACCACUUCGCCCUGGUGGAUGCCAACGGAAUUCAGAUCAUCAACUACGAAGGCCGUCAGCUCUCCACCAUCAAGAUGAGCGGCCUUCGGUACGAGUACCUGAACCACCAGACCCUGAGUAUUUGCCGGGACGCCGUGGCGCUGGUGGAUCCAGCACAGCCCAAGCAGAUCCGCGUGUUCGAUGUGUUCACUGGCCGGGCGAUGGGGAAUCCCAUCCAGCACAAGCUGGACAUCAUCCGAAUCUCGCUGAACCAGCACGGUUCCGGCAGCGACCGCAAAGUGGCAAUCCUGGACAAGAACAAGGAUUUGUACCUGACCAAGGCAUUGCAGGCCGACAAGACCGAGAAGCUGGGUGCCAUGGUUGAUACCUUCAUGUGGAAUGACAGCACCGAUAUGCUUGUUGCUCUUAUCGACGAGAAGCUGGUGAUGUUCAUCUAUCCGGCGGUGUGUUUUGUGGACAAGGACCUGCUGCUGAAGACGCAGCAGUACAAGACCUGCGCAGACGCUGGCAAGUAUGCACAGAUCGUGGCGUUCUAUGGCUCCAACUGCACCAUCCGAAAGGCGGAUGGCUCCGACCUGGCCAUGGUCACCACUCCUUAUCCACAGCUGCUUUAUCAGCACUUCGAGAAGGGCCAGUGGGAGCAGGCGUGGUCCUGA